AAGAAAGGAUAUAUAGCACGCAAAAUGGUCGACAAGAAGCAAACAAAGUCCUACAAGAGAGCGCAAAGUACCGCUGGGACCAGGUCCAUUGAGUCCGAGGUCACUUCCGACAGCCAGGCCAGAAACUUGUUGGCCAACCAGCCAAAGUUGACCCCAAAGUCCAAAACUCCGCAAAAGUCGCUCAAGACGGUCAGAAAGGAGCAGAAGGUUAUUCGUUUGUAUGGGAAGAAGAAGGCUCCGCGUGAAUACACCGAAAAGGAGUUGGAUAUCCCUAAGUUGAACAUGGCCGUUAACCCAGGGGUGAUUGUCAAGAAGUCUGGGAAGAAGGGUAAGGUCUUUAUCGCCGACAAUGAUCCGCUCGUCUACACUCGUCUCAUCAGACAGAUCAACGACUCUAGAGACUCCAUCAACGAGUCCAAAUUGGAAAAGUCCAGAAGAUUAGAAGAAAUCAGAGAGUUGAGGAAGCAGGAGAUGGAGAGAAAGGAGCAGGAAAAGGUGGACAAGAUCGAAAACAAAAAGGCCGAAAUCAAGAACAAGGCCAACCUCGCCAGGGCCAACAGAAGAAAGGACAAUAAGGGUAGCGCGGAAGCCGCCAAGCCAAAGAAGAGAGGGGUUUCUUUCGCCUAG
Messenger RNA from Babjeviella inositovora NRRL Y-12698, 627 nucleotides. RefSeq lists its product as uncharacterized. Lineage: Eukaryota; Fungi; Ascomycota; Pichiomycetes; Serinales. Bases 25 to 627 code for a protein of 200 amino acids. The record is from RefSeq and is a predicted model, not a curated record. The transcript has a single exon. Gene Ontology annotation, biological process: ribosomal large subunit biogenesis; intracellular mRNA localization. Gene Ontology annotation, cellular component: nucleolus; preribosome, large subunit precursor. Gene Ontology annotation, molecular function: mRNA binding.